AUGGCGCCCACAAACUCGUGCCGAAUGCUACGCGAGUGGUUCGAGCGGAACCCCGAAAAUCACCUGCAUCUUCACUACUGCCCAGCCCACUCGAACAUCGAAGAGAACGAAGCGGUCGACGCGGACGUCAAAUUCAAGGCACGCACACAUGUUCUGGACCUGCCGAGGGAGGAGUACCGCGGCCAACUUGCAACGUCGUACGCCUACGUCAAGAGCGGCAUCACGGGGCUAGUUCUGAGCCAGUGGGACGAGAUGGCCGACGCCAACCCAGCCAAGUACUGGGGCCGCACACAUCUGCGGCACCCGGCCUUCCGCCGCUUGACCCACACAAAGUCCUAUCCGCUCAAGCGCCUCGGCGGACGCCCAACGCUCACCGCGCGAUUCAUCCGAUGCAUCACAAACCACGCCCCGACCGGAUGGUAUCGUGAUCGCUUUCGGGCGAGAGCGAACGAGCCCACCAUGUGCACCCUCCACGACGGCCCGCCGGCUUACCACACGCGUGAACACGUUCUAUUCCACUGCAAUCACUACACUCGCAAAUACCGGCACUCCAGCAUCGAAGACCUCCUCGGAUCCAUGGAUCCCUUCUACGACAUCCAGUGCUUCCUCGCGGACAACCCCACGGCGCUGUCGUCGCCAUGUUUUUGGUGCGCUUGA
Molecule: messenger RNA, 657 nt
Organism: Trametes versicolor FP-101664 SS1
Lineage: Eukaryota; Fungi; Basidiomycota; Agaricomycetes; Polyporales; Polyporaceae
Exons: 1
Coding region: 1-657 (218 amino acids)
Source: RefSeq, a predicted model, not a curated record